Messenger RNA from Megalops cyprinoides (Indo-Pacific tarpon), 4224 nucleotides. It is a transcript of the gene aox5, whose product is annotated as aldehyde oxidase 5. Gene Ontology annotation, molecular function: iron ion binding; FAD binding; xanthine dehydrogenase activity. The coding region runs from base 1 to 4026 and encodes 1341 amino acids. NCBI's taxonomy places the organism in Eukaryota, Metazoa, Chordata, Actinopteri, Elopiformes, Megalopidae. The record is from RefSeq and is a predicted model, not a curated record. The transcript is spliced from 35 exons.
AUGUCCUCUCACAUCAAGUGCAGUGAGCUGAUUUUCUUCAUUAAUGGGAAGAAGAUCACUGAAAAGAAUGCAGACCCUGAAGAAAUGCUCCUCAACUAUCUCAGGAGGAAAGUGCGCCUCACCGGUACCAAGUAUGGCUGUGGAAGUGGGGGGUGUGGGGCCUGCACCGUGAUGGUGUCCCGGUAUGACCCACUCCAGGACACAGUUCUUCACUACUCAGUGAACGCCUGCCUGCUGCCCAUCUGUACCCUGCACGGCAUGGCUGUGGUGACAGUGGAAGGGAUCGGCAGCACUAAGACCAAACUACAUCCAGUGCAGGAGCGCAUAGCUAAGGCACACGGAUCUCAGUGUGGGUUCUGCACCCCGGGGAUGGUGAUGUCCAUGUACACCCUGCUCAGGAACCGCCCCCAGCCCACUGUAGAGGACAUCCAGGAGGCCCUGGGGGGGAACCUCUGCCGCUGUACCGGUUACAGACCAAUCAUUGAUGGGUUCAAGACAUUCUGCGGUGCUUCAGACUGCUGCCAGAAUGGGGAGGGAGUCAAAAAGUGCUGCAUGGAGAACGGCACUACGCACCAGGACGAGGGCGAGGAUGCCGACAUUUCAGAUGAGUUAUUCUGCCUGGACGAUGUCUUGCCCCACGACCCCUCCCAGGACCUAAUUUUUCCCCCUGAGCUGAUGCUCAUGGCACAGAGAAAAGAUGGCAGCCGUCUGUAUUUCCAAAGCGACAGGGUCACAUGGAUCUCCCCAGGGGACCUGUCUGACCUGUUGGAGCUCAAAGCGGCACACCCUGACGCACCGUUGGUGGUGGGAAACACGACUGUGGGCCCUAAUAUGAUGCUGAAGGGGGUGCAUCACUCAGUGGUCAUCUCGCCUGGGAGAGUUCUGGAACUGCGCGCAAUAAAGAGGGGAAAGAGCGGUGUGACCGUGGGGGCAGCUUGCAGCCUGUCCACAGUGAAGGACGAGCUGGAGAGGGCGGUGCAGGAGCUGGAUCAGGAGAAGAGUAAGGUUUACCAGGCCCUGCUGCAGACCCUCCGCUGCUUGGCCGGGAAACAAAUCCGCAACAUGGCGACCAUCGGGGGCAACAUAUUGAGUGCCAACCCUAAGUACGAUCUCAACAGCAUCCUGGCUGCUGCGGACUGUAGCCUGCUGGUCAUUUCUAAAGGUGGGACAAGAGAGGUCCCUCUGAAUGAGGAGUUCUUCACAGGCUUGGGGAAGACCUGUCUUAGGCCCGAUGAAGUCCUCCUCUCUGUCCACAUCCCCCACUCCAAACCAUGGGAGUUUGUCUCCGCCUUCCGUCAGGCCCAGCGCAGGGAGUUUGCCUUCUCUAUCGUCAAUGCCGGGAUGAAAGUAGUGUUCAGGGAAGACACGGAUGUGGUGAAGUCCCUGAACAUCUACUAUGGAGGUGUGGGACCCACGCUGGUCAGGACCAGACACACUUGUGAGGAGCUCAUUGGCCGGGCUUGGGACGAGGAUCUACUGGGGGAGGCAUGCCAGUUGCUUGGAGAUGAGGUUGCCCUGUCUCCCUCUGCUCAUGGUGGGAGGGUGGAAUUCCGCAAGACCCUGAUCCUUAGCUUCCUCUUCAAGUUCUACAUGCAGGUCCUACAGGAGCUGAGACAGAGGGGUGUUGGGGUCAGUGACCUGCCCCUGGAGUACCUCAGCGCACUGAAACCUUUCAAGAAUGAGGUGCCACAGGGACACCAAUCUUAUCAGCUGGUUUCUGAGAGCCAGUCCCCUGAAGACCCAGUGGGCCGUCCCAAAGUGCACCAUUCCUCAUUCCAGCAGGCCACAGGAGAGGCGAAAUACUACGAUGACCUGCCCACCACCCAAGAUGAGCUCUUCUUGUUCAUGGUGACCAGCACCAGAGCACAUGCCAAAAUCAUCUCCAUUGAUGACUCUGAGGCUCUGGGCAUGCCCGGAGUGAUCACCUUCGUGUCGGCUCGUGACGUCCCUGGUCAGAACCGGAGGCUGUGGUUCAAUGACCCCGAGGAGCUCUUUGCCGAGGAGGAGGCCAUCUGUGUGGGGCAGAUCAUUGGUGCAGUUGUGGCAGAAACCAGGGAGCAGGCCAAAAGGGCGGCGGAGAAAGUCCAAAUCACCUACGAGGACCUGUCCCCAGUCUUCUUCACCAUUGAGGAGGCUAUUCAGCAUGAGUCUUUCUUCAACCCAAAGAGGAAACUGGAGAGGGGCAAUGUGGAAGAGGCCUUUGAGAAAGUGGACCGCAUUCUUGAAGGUGAGAUCUACAUGGGGGGUCAAGAGCACUUCUACAUGGAAACACAGGGGGUCAUUGCUAUCCCCCGAGGAGAGGAUGGGGAGAUGGACCUGUACGCAUCCAGCCAGCAUGCAGCUUUCACUCAGGAGGUGGUAGGUAUAACGCUGGGUGUUGAUUCCAACAAGAUCACCUGUCACGUGAAGAGACUGGGAGGUGGCUUUGGAGGCAAAGUCAUGAAAAUCGCUUCCCUCUCCGCCAUAACGGCCACUGCCGCACACAAGACUGGGCGUGCGGUACGCUGUGUUCUAGACCGUGGGGAUGACAUGUUGAUUACUAGCGGCCGACACCCUUUCCUGGGAAAGUACAAGGUGGGAUUUAUGAAUGAUGGCACAGUAUUGGCAGUGGACAUGACUUUGUACAGCAACGGAGGGUGCACUUUGGACGAGUCUCCAUUUAUAAUGGAGAAAGCCCUGCUCCACCUGGACAACGGCUACAAGAUCCCCAACUUGCGUGGGCGAGGUCUGGUGUGCAAGACCUACCUGCCGUCCUACACAGCGUUCCGAGGCUUUGGAGGUCCCCAGGGCCUGACCAUGAUCGAGAGCGUACUUCACGAGGUGGCGAUCAAGUGUGGCCUACCACCCGAAAAGGUGAGGGACAUUAACAUGUACAGGGAGGAGCCAUCCUACAGCCACCACAAACAGAUCUUCUCCCCCCGUGACAUGGUGCGUUGCUGGGAGGAGUGUCUGGAAAAGUCAGCCUACAACAACCGCCGCCUGGCCAUCGCCCAGUUCAAUGCCAACAACCGCUGGAAGAAGAGGGGAAUUUCUGCUGUGCCAAUCAAAUUUGGCGUUGGAUUCUCCAAGUGGUUCUACAACCAGGGUGCAGCACUGGUAAACAUCUUCAAGGAUGGCUCAGUGCUGGUGUCUCACGGGGGCACUGAGAUGGGCCAGGGCCUGAACACAAAGGCUAUGCAGAUUGCCAGUCGCAUCUUGAAGGUGCCCAUGUCCUUAAUCCACAUUAAAGAGACGUGCACAGGGAAUGUCCCCAAUGCUGCCCCAUCUGCUGCCUCCUACGGCACGGACGCUGUGGGCAUGGCUGUGAAGGACGCCUGUGAAAAGCUCAUGAAACGACUGGAGCCGGUCAUCAAAGAGUAUCCCAAACACACAUGGGCCCGACUGAUUGUUGAGGCCUAUUGUCAGCGAAUAAGCCUGUCAGCGACUGGCUUCUUCAUGGGCCCUUACACAAACGUGGACUGGGAGAACAGCGAGGGGAGAGCCUACUUCUACUUCACCUUUGGGGCUUGCUGCUCAGAAGUGGAAAUCGACUGUUUGACAGGAGACCAUAAAAACAUAAGAACUGACAUUGUGAUGGAUGUCGGGAGAAGCCUCAAUCCAGCUCUUGAUGUGGGACAGAUUGAGGGUGGCUUUGUACAGGGUAUUGGCCUCUACACCACCGAAGAGCUGCAGUUCUCCCCUGAGGGCAGCCUGAUGACCCGUGGGCCAUCCCAGUACAAGAUCCCAGCACUGUGUGACAUCCCGCCCCAGAUGAAUAUCCACCUGCUGGCCAACGCACAGAACCCCCAUGCCAUCUACUCCUCCAAGGGGAUUGGGGAGCCCCCUGUGUUCUUCGGCUGUACCAUCUUCUUUGCUAUCAAAGAGGCGAUUGCGGCGGCCCGCAGAGAGAGCGGGCUGAGCAGCAGCUUCCCCCUGAAUGCCCCGGCAACCGCUGAGAGGAUACGCAUGGCCUGCGUGGACCGCUUCACCCAGAUGGUUCCAACUCCAGAGCCAGGAACUUUCAAACCGUGGGCCAUCAACGUGUGAUUCAGAGAUGGCAGCAACCGGAUGGUGACCCAUUUGAAGCAGGACAUUUAACUUUGUCAAACCCAAAUUGAUUAGCCUGUGGUUUGAGGCUUGUUUGCAUUUUUUGGCCAUUUGCUAUUGAUCAUUCCAGCAUCAUUCCAAUUGUGUUCCAUGCAAACAUCUCUUACUUUUGCUUGCUUCUGCACAUUGUAUUUUGAC